AUGGAAGCUGGAGCGUCUAGCAGCUCCGAGAGGAAUGGGGAAGAGAUGGACGAGGUCACAGCCAACGGGGAAAAGACGGUACGGGAGCGGAUGAACGCUAAUGGGCGCGCGGGUACGAAUGGCAAGAGCAAGGAGGCCACCGCUCAGGAACCCGAAGCGGAGAAAGAGAAGAAGCCAUCGAUUUUCGCCAAAGCAUUGAAGAAGACCCAGCUGGAUGUACCGACAGUUCUCAUGAUGCUAAAGGGUGGUUUGCCGCCUGUCAUCGCUCUAUCGAUGUACCAGGCCGACGACAUCGCGGAGACGUACACCACCUUGGGUUACCUCAUGGCCAUUAUCGCGAUCCUGGGUUUCUGCAUCAUGCCGCGCGCAAAAUUCAUUCAGACUAUGACAAUAAAUGUAAUCGCUGUCUGCAUCGGAGCCGCCAUGGCCGUGCUGCAGCUCUGGUCUGCUGUGCAAGCACGCGUGCAUACCGAACCUCCCGGUGUCCCUCCCGCGCGCUAUCGGUACAACUCGUCGCAGUCAGCUGUGUGCGCCAUAUGGCUGUUCUUCCAGAUCUGGUUCGUCAAUGCUAUAAAAGCCAAGUUCCCACAGUUCGCGUUCCCGUGCGUGCUGUACCAGAUCUUCACGAACGUUGCGAGUACGAGCGGCCCGACGUUCCAGACGACGGCUCAGGUGGAGGCGUUUGUCCAGAGACUGCUGGAGGCGUUUCUGACGGGCUUCGCGAUUGCAACGGCGGUAUCGCUCGUCAUUCUUCCGAUAUCUUGUCGGAAAGUCGUGACGAAAGAAUUCACGGGCUACAUAGGGGCUUUGAGAGGCGCUUUGAAGGCGCACAAAGGGUACUUCCAGAGCCUAGAGACCAAGGAUAUGUUUCGGCAGACGAUGACCAACCUAGACGAGCCGGAAGAUGGCGGGCACAAGAAGAAAGACAAAAUAAGACCUGAAAUUACGGCCGUUAAGACUGCGACUGCAGCUCUUACCCAGCUGCAUGGAAAGCUCAAUGCGGAUCUUCCCUUUGCGAAACGCGAGGUUGCAUAUGGAAAGCUAACUCCGGACGACUACGAGAGCAUAUUCAAGAGUCUCCGUGGUAUUAUGAUGCCAUUGAGUGGCGUAGCAUCUAUCAUCGAUAUCUUCGAGCGUCUUGCUGAGCUCAACGGGUGGGAAAAGGAACUAGAAGAGGACAUCAAGAAGGACGUGAUGGAUGACUGGCAUCAUUUGAUGACCUUUGCCCAUGACCCGGUGCAGAAUAUUCUAGAUGCUAUGGACCAAGGCUUGGAGCACAUCGCGCUUCGUCUCGCAUGGGCGAAAUCGCCGAAAAAGAAUGGCGCGAGCAACACUGACGCUGAAGCAAAAGGCGACAUGGUCCGACCUGGCGACAAAGAGUUCGCGGCCUACUUUGAAAAGCAGAGCGACGAGUUCUACGCCGGCAGAGAAGGGAUCCUCAGUUACUGGCUCGAAUGGAAAGGCAUCAAGGCAGACGACAACUUUUUCGAGGACUCCAAAGUUGAUCUGGAAGUGCGAGGACUUAAGCUACACCAGGUGACUACCAGGCACCGUCAACAACGGCAACUGUUCCUCGUCCUCUAUAUCAACUUCCUGCUGCAUGCUGUCAGCGUAGCCAUUCUCGACUUUGUCAAAUGGGCGGACGAACACGACCAGGCUACCGCAAAGAAGCAGCUCAUGACACCCGGCAAGAAGCGCUUCAGGAAAUGGAUCGCCAGCAUGUUCUCACCGCAAGAUGCAAACGAAGACGACGAAACCACAAAUGUGGGCUUGAAUCGCAACGGCGUAGUCGUACACAUGGGCGAGGCCUACAAGGGGCGCAAAGACCCGGAACACUUGGAGCCAGCAAACGCUUGGGAAAGGUUCGGCGACUUCAUCCGCAAGAUCACGACCUUUCUGCGCUCUCCCGAGUCGGCCUUCGGUUUCAGAGUCGCUUGCGCAACCAUGUCCAUCGCUAUCAUCGCAUACUUGGCUGAUACGCAGCUCUGGUUCACGCGCCAACGUGUAGUCUGGGCUAUGCUUAUGGUGGCUCUGGGAAUGACGCCCACAUCUGGACUGUCCAUGUUCAAUUUCUUCUGGCGCAUCCUGGGCACGCUCGUAGCCAUGCUUGCUGCAUGGCUCGUAUGGUACAUCCCCGAUCAAAAGACGCCGGGCAUCCUCGUCAUCGCGUACGUUUUCAUCAGUAUAGGACAUUGGGUGCCGCUGAAGAGGCCUGACCUCAUCAUCCCGGGUCUCAUCUCUAUGGUCACUUGCGUUAUGAUCAUAGGGUACGAGCUACAGGUGCGCAAGCUGGGUGUCGCACAAGCCACAUCUAAUGGCCAGCCCUACUACAAGAUCAUAGUGCUAGGGCCGUACCGACUGGCGUGCGUGGUAGCCGGUAUCGCCGUCGCCUUCUUCUGGACGUUUGUCCCAUACCCAAUCACUGAGCAUUCCACUCUCCGGACGAAACUAGGAGGCUCGCUCUACCUGUCUGCGAACCUGUACUCGAUCAUGCACGAGACAGUAAUGGGACGUAUCCGCGGCGACGGCGGCGACCCAAGCGAAAAGACAAACCCCUCCUACAAGCUAGAAAAAGCUCGAAACAAGGUCUUCGCAAAGCAGAUGCUCACUCUGCAGGCGCUGCGCCAGCACUCCGCAAUGGUAAACUACGAGUUCCCUUUGGGCGGCAAGUUUCCAAAGGAAGAAUACGACGCCAUCAUCGGCUACGUAAGCAACAUAACGCAGUACACCGCCCUCCUCGGCCUCGCCUCCCGCACCUUCGCCCACCCCUCCCUGUCGCAGCACGAAUCCGACCCCACCCGCCUCCACUGGUACCACUCCUUCCGCCGCAUCAUCCUCGCCUCCAAUAUCACCUCCCACGAGAUAACCAGCCUCCUCUCCCUCCUCUCCUCCAGCAUCUCAAACGGCGUGCCCUCCCGCCGUACCUCUCUGCUCCAACCGCCUACGCGCUCUCCUCCAAGCUCGAAGAAGUAG
Didymosphaeria variabile is the source of this 2973-nucleotide messenger RNA. RefSeq lists its product as uncharacterized. The transcript is spliced from 2 exons. Bases 1 to 2973 code for a protein of 990 amino acids. NCBI's taxonomy places the organism in Eukaryota, Fungi, Ascomycota, Dothideomycetes, Pleosporales, Didymosphaeriaceae. The record is from RefSeq and is a predicted model, not a curated record.